AUGAAGUUACGAAGCAUUUCCUUGAUAGCUGCCAUUUGCUUAGUAGCAUCAGCUGUCGCUAACCCCAUCCCAAAAGAGGAAAAGCGUGUGGCUGAACCCAGCAAUGAAAAACGUGAACCCAAGCCCAAACCCGCCCAUAACAAGCGUGCUCCUAAAAAUAGUAUGAAAUUUCGAUCUC
This is a messenger RNA of Dentiscutata erythropus, 178 nucleotides long. NCBI's taxonomy places the organism in Eukaryota, Fungi, Glomeromycota, Glomeromycetes, Diversisporales, Gigasporaceae. The record is from the annotation of a GenBank genome assembly.